AUGCCGCAACUCGCCUCCACCUAUCGCGCUGCCCCCGAAGACGUCCCCACCCCCCAGUGGUUCCUCGACCACGACUUUCACCUCUCCUUCCUCCACCUGCCCGGCAACGAAGUCGCCGGGUACAGCGAGCCAUCCGCAUGCCAAUACGUGGGGUGGCUCCUUCUGCAACCCAACCCGGAGUUGCGCAACGUCUUGGAAUGGCGAUUCCGGGACGUCCCGCCCGCCAGUCAUGCCUGGGCCAUCUACGGCGAGUCGGUCGUCACCCUCACCCACCUCCGGACCCUCGACUGGGACCUGCGGGCCACAACAAUCGCCAUGUCUGACCACGCUUUAGAUAUCAUUUGCGCCCCCCAUCAUCUCUUUUUCAUCGCUGACCUCGUCAACCACAUAGAGCAGGUCGACCGCGAACGCGAGCGGACCUGGCUGGAGCGCGUCCUCGCCACCAACGACAGCCACGCCGCCUCCCCUAUUCCCCCCACCCCGCCUCUGCCCGCCCCAGAAUGGGGAAACCCGGCUGACGUCUCCGGAUGGGGCGACACCAACGUCGGCUGGAGCAACACUAACUGGGGGAACGUCCCCAUGGACGAGGCCGACGUGGAGUGGUCCUCCCCUGUACAACCUUUGCGCCGCUCCCCUCCACCCCGCGACUCCCCCUCCCCAACACUGCAGCACCUCCGCCCGAUGCCCGAUCGCCUACGCUCCGGUGCGCCCCCUCCGACCCGUACGCGCCCCUCUCCCCACUCUUCCAGCCCCACCCCCCGCUCCCCGAGCCCCGUCGACGAGAACGGACCCCCGUUCACCAUGGUCGUCGACCCCGCGUCGCCCCUGGAGUGGCCGACCUCAACCGUCCGAACGGUCCUCGGCACCAUCAGCGGAGGCGACCUCACCGACGCCACCGACCCCGACGCCCUGUCCGCGCCCCCUACCCCUCCAACCCCCCCGCUCCGCCAACCCAGACCCCGCACCCCCCCGUACCCCGCCCCCGCCCCAGGCCCAACCACAGUCCACUGGCGGACGCCCCUUCUGGGCCACCCAGCAUACGGGGGGGCCCUCCUCUACGACGAGCGACUCCCGGACGGCUGGCAAAUCGGGCCGGAAGAGCCCCGCCGCGUCGGUGGACACCCUUGGGAGUGGCGCAUCUCGGGCCACCUCAAUGGGACUGCUCUUCUCGAGGUCCAACUCCGGAGCUACGCCUGGGACGAGCGGUGGGAGCACAUCCCUGGCAUCGACAACGCCUACCUUAUUGGCGUCUUAGCCGACAACCUCCACCCCAGCGGACAAUUCACGGAGAAUCAGUACCUUGGAUUCCUUUGGGCGAUGAUCCAGGCGCGCGACCCCUCCGCCCUCGUCACCGACUACAACAUAUGGUGA
This is a messenger RNA of Dichomitus squalens LYAD-421 SS1, 1371 nucleotides long. RefSeq lists its product as uncharacterized. The coding region runs from base 1 to 1371 and encodes 456 amino acids. Lineage: Eukaryota; Fungi; Basidiomycota; Agaricomycetes; Polyporales; Polyporaceae. The record is from RefSeq and is a predicted model, not a curated record. The transcript is spliced from 2 exons.